Molecule: messenger RNA, 3831 nt
Organism: Giardia duodenalis
Lineage: Eukaryota; Fornicata; Diplomonadida; Hexamitidae
Product: putative DNA-dependent ATPase
Exons: 1
Coding region: 1-3831 (1276 amino acids)
Biological process (GO): chromatin remodeling
Cellular component (GO): nucleus
Molecular function (GO): DNA binding; ATP binding; ATP-dependent chromatin remodeler activity
Source: RefSeq, a predicted model, not a curated record
AUGGAUCUAUCCACAUUUAAGGGCUUGAGCUUGCCAAAGAAACUCUCGCUCGUUUUUCAGCGUGAUAUUCUGCCAGAGAAUAUUAAGGAGGAUGAUAUGAAGAACGUUCCAUCCAUGGUAGAAAUCUCAAAGAGAAACCGCGAAAGAGUCCAGGAUGAUGCUAGCGAUGAGUUAGCAGAGGAGGCAAGCGAUGACUCGGCGCCAGGUUCAAGCCUAUCAACCAAGAAUGCCUUUGCAGGACCGCGUCAUGAGGUAGAGGUCCUGGGCCAGCCCCACUGUCUCUCGGGAGGGCUGCUGAAGUCAUAUCAACUAGAGUCCCUUCAGUGGCUGGUUUCUAUCAACCAGAUAUGCACUCACUUUCGGGCACAGUUUGUCUCCCUCCCCGACGAUUUAACCUCCCUUAUCCCCGUGGGGGCAACUCAUAGGCGCACCACGCAUUACGCUGAGAUAAAUGCCGCUCAAAUAGGCGCUAUCCUCGGAGACGAGAUGGGGCUCGGAAAAACCAUACAGACAAUAUCACUACUCGCGUUCUCUCAUGAAACGCUUAAGGUUAAGAUUCCACAUCUGGUGAUAGUCCCGAAGUCCACUCUACCGCAAUGGGAGGCCGAGUUUGCGAAGUGGAUACCCAGCUUUCAGGUUCUCACUGUCAUCGGGGACAAGUUUCAGAGAGAAGAGAUAAUCAAGACCAAAUUGAUUAAUGUGGAGACGCGUCCGCAUGUGUGUCUGACAACAUACGAUGUUGUCCGUUUGGAGUUUAAGGAGUUGAGCAGGAUACUCUGGUACUACAUGAUACUUGACGAGGGGCAUAAGCUAAAGGAUAACAUGUCUCAGAUAUCUCAUGUACUACGAGGAUUUACAACGCUCCACAAGGUAAUUCUUUCUGGGACGCCUCUCCAAAACAACUUACACGAGCUCUGGGCGUUGCUUAACUUUAUUUCUCCCCUAAUCUUUAAUGUACCGGAGGAUUUCGUGGGUCUCGUUCGAGGAGAGCUUCCCGACGGAUCUGCUAUGGAGCCCUCUCUGCGAGGUGAGCAGAUUGGUGAAGAGUCUGUGACACUUGAAGUUAACGAAGAACUUUCUGAGAUAACCGAGAUCGCAACUGAUACCACAACGGACACUACAAAUACUCAGCCUGUAAGUAGCGUUUUAACCACUGACGAGUCUGUGGCUGCUAAAAUGCACGAUGUACUCAAGUUGUUCAUUUUACGUCGCGAAAAGAAGGAUGUAGAGUCUCUCCCUGCUAAGCGGGAAUACCUCAUUAAUUGCGGGAUGACCAGUCUUCAGCGUUCGCUAUACAAAUCCCUUUUGGCUAAGGAUCUGGGGUGCUUGGACAAAGUGUUACGUAGUAAGUCUAGCACAUCUUCCAUAGGCAAGACGUCUCUAAUAAAUAUUGUGAUGCAGUUGCGGAAGUGUGCGGAUCACCCCUAUCUCUUCAACGGGGUGGAGCCCCAGCCCUUUAAAGAGGGAGAUCACAUCGUCAAUGUUAGUGGAAAAAUGGUCGUUCUGGACAAGCUCAUUACACGGAUUAAGGCAAUUAACGAGAAGGUCUUGGUGUUUUGUCAGAUGACAAGCAUGCUUAACAUAAUAGAGGACUACCUACGAUACCGUGAAUAUUUGUAUUGUCGGAUAGAUGGCAGCACAGACUUGGAGACCCGAGCAAAGUACAUGCAAAUGUUUAACACCCCCACCAAUCCUGCCUUUGUAUUUCUUCUUAGUACACGCGCUGGAUGUCUCGGCCUCAACUUGACAGCGGCAAAUCACGUAAUUAUUUACCAGCAAGACUUUAACCCUCAGGCUGACCUUCAAGCAGUAGCGCGCGCAUACAGAUUACUUCAAACAAAGGAGGUCUUUGUGUACCGCCUCCUUGCAGAGAAUACAGUCGACACACGCAUCUAUGAGCGUGCUCAGCUGAAGCUGGGACUAGAUAACCUGAUAAUACAGACAGGAAAUUUCGCUAACAACCCACACAUUGAUAAGCUACUUGGAGACGCGGAUCUGAAGUCGAAAACCAUGACCCGUAACCAAUUGCUGGACAUGAUUGCAGUUAGCUCUGAGAAUCUUUUCACAGAGAGCCAAAAGAACACUGAAGAUGCUGAAGAAGCCCACAACUACGACAUCCCCGAAAUUCAGAUUAAUGAUAGCAAGUUAGACGAGUUGCUUAACACAGCCUUGCGCAGAAAGGAUGAUGUAUCUGGCCAGCUAAACCAGAAGAUAAAGAGUGCCAAUGAAAUCAUAAGCAAGUUGGCGUCAGAUGGAAAGCUAGAGCAUAUAAAUACUGAUGAGCUUUAUCAGUUUGAAGGCAUGAGCUAUACGAAGAGCAAUCUCAAGAAGAUCACUGACUUCUUGCAUCGCGAGAGAACUGAGAAGGAAGAGGCUGAGCGGCUAAAGCGGAUAGCGGCAAUUUCGCUCAUAGCUGAUGUGGCAGAGAAGGGUAGCGGGAGAGCAGCAAAGGACAAGCGACAGUACCCUACGAUGCGCAAGCUGAAACUAGCGGCAGACGUUUACAAAGCUGAUAUUCAAUUGCUGCCGCCACGAUACUACGAGUUGUUGGGGAAAAUAGCUAACGAAAUAUCAUCCCAAAUCGAACCUACCAUGAAUGCAAACAAGGAGUUAGAGUACGCCGACUUCGCCAGGGAACGUGGGUAUGUCCGGCCAGAGCUUCCGGGACUCAACCAGGAGGAGCUGACUGAGUUCUACUCGUUUCUCGGCGAUGGGUGUCCAUACCUUGCAGACGGGAAAGAAAUUUCACGCCGUGAAUUCAACCUACUCCUUACUGCGCUUUGUGAUUAUGAUGUAGAGCUGUAUGCUGACAUAACGGGUGUGCGGCGCGUUUCAUAUGACAAAAGUGAAAAGCUCCUCCAUGGUGGGCCAAAGGGUCCCGGAGUGCCCCCUGGGACGGAGAACUCGGCACAGAAGGCUCUGCGCAUGGCGGUAACGGCUGUUGCUGCACAAACACGAGGGCUAAGUGCCUCUCCUGGCGUGCGCAUCCCGCUGGUACUGGAUGGUGCCGAGGGAAAGCUGGUCCAUAUCAACCGAACGGAAAACUUACUCCCUGAUGUUAUAGAGCAAGUCGGGAGCGACGGGAAGAUACGUCGCAUUCGGCAAACACUGGGCCCCGGACUUUCUGAAAACGACCGUAUCCGCGUCAUUGCAGAAAUCCCUAACGAUUGCCCUGUGAUUAUUGAUAGCGAGUAUUGCAUUGAAAUAAGCGGCCGAGAAAAUCUAGACAUUGUGUUCCUAGCGUUUGCAGAGAAACUGCGAACUGGUCGUGAAUCUGCGCUCCGGUUUUCUAAGGCAGAGGUUGUCAACUAUUGUAACGCUCUUUUGCAAAAUAUAAACUGUCUUGAUGAAGCAGAUAGAAUAAAGGCUCGUAUCGAUAGAACUCGGAAGAAGCGUCGAGCCUAUUUUAAGCGCGUCCUUCUUCUGCGGCGGUGGAUAGACAGCUAUACCAAUCCCUUGUAUCAAUUACCGGUACCUAUCGUCGUCAACCAGAAGCGCUUCUAUUCAGAUCUAGAGGAUCGCUUCAUCCUUGUCAUGCUAGAUCUUUUUGGGUACGGCUGUUGGCACGAGAUUGUAAUGCAAAUCCGAUUGAGCCCUCUUUUCGCAUUUGAUUGGUGGUUCAAGACACGUACUGAGGAUGAGAUCGCACACCGCGCAGAGCGCUUGGUUCGCUACUUGGAACAGGACUUUAAGCAAGUCUCUGAUGAUGAAGAUGAGUACAGCGACCUGCCAUUUGUUCAACAAAAGAGACGCGGGCCCCGCCCAAAAGACGGGUCUGAUUAUGAGCCAGAUGAUGCAAAACCUGCGACCGCGCGCAAGCGCAAACAGUGA